Nomia melanderi (Alkali bee) is the source of this 3096-nucleotide messenger RNA. The record is from RefSeq and is a predicted model, not a curated record. NCBI's taxonomy places the organism in Eukaryota, Metazoa, Arthropoda, Insecta, Hymenoptera, Halictidae.
AUUAUCAAUUAUUGAUUUCUCAUAAUGUAUAAAAAGAGAAUAGGAAUGCUUAUGCUUUUCUUCAUUCUCAUGUACACUUCCUUUAUUUCGCGCUUCUUUGCUUUGUAAUACAAUUCAAAGAUCAACCACUUUUUAGAAACGUGGUUGACAAGAGCACACGUUUAACUUAAACAUAGUGUCAUAUUAUUUUAUCUUUAUCAAUAUAAUAUCAAAAUUUAUUUGUAUUCUUUAAUCGUCAAAACCAUAUCGGUACAUAUAUAUAAAUUUAAUUCAUUUCAUAAACGUGUUUUGAAAAGGUGCAUUCGUUUUCACAUUUCUAUAGUAUAUGAACUUAAAAUUAAUGUGUAAAUAAUAAAAGAAAAUUCUAGUAACAUUAUAAAAAAAUAAUCAUUGAAUAAAUACAUUUAAGUACAAUGUCAAAGUCAAGAAAAACUAAAACACGACGUGAUAGUGAAUCAUUGGAUGUUAAUACUAAGAGAAUGAAAAUGUCAAAUGAAGAUGACAAAGACACAGAAAAUAGUAUUGCACUUAAAGUAGAUGUAACAGUUAUAGAUAUUCCUGAACAAUUGUUAACAUUAGAACGUAACUUGGCUACAGAGCUAGGAAAAAUUACUUUUCGUGGACCUGUAGAAUAUGUUUAUAGCCCUCUUGAAUAUGCAUUUAAUAUACAUACUAUGUAUGUUAAAAAAUAUUGUUCCACUACGAAAAAAAUCUUAUUUCUUGGAAUGAACCCUGGUCCUUGGGGUAUGUCUCAAACUGGUGUUCCAUUCGGAGAAAUACGUAUGGUUCGUGAUUGGUUAAAGAUUUGUGGGCCAGUUGGAAAACCUGCUAAAGAACAGCCAGAUAGAAAAGUGACUGGAUUUCAAUGUACACGCAGUGAAAUUAGUGGAAAAAGAUUGUGGGGACUUUUUCAAGAACUGUGUGGAAAUCCAGAAAACUUUUUUGAACAUGCAUAUAUACACAAUUAUUGUCCUAUUGCGUUAAUGGAUAAAAAAGGACGCAAUAUUACACCAGCAGAAAUAAAGGGAGGUGAAAUACAAAAGAUACAUUCCGCUUGUGAUAAAGUUUUGGCAGAUACAAUUCGACUGCUGAAGAUUGAAAUUCUUGUUGGUAUUGGUGGGUACGCAGAAAAACGUGCACAACUUGUAGUGCAAUCUUCCAAAUUGCCUACUAAGGUUCUAUGUUUACCUCAUCCAAGUCCAAGGGCUGCAAACAAUAAAAAUUGGAGUGAAAAGGCAACAAAAAAACUAAUUUCAGUUGUAAAACAUGGUCUACAAAGUUGACAUUCUACACGGAAACAAUCAUUACAUUCUGCACAAAGUUUUGGGAGAACUACUAAGUUUUUAUCGGCUACCAUCAUUUCAUCCUCCAUCUUACUUCUGAAAUAAAAAGAUAAGUUUAUGAUCACUUCUGACUUAACUUUAUAUUAAUUUUAUUCUUAUAAUCACCUUAUCUUUAGAGAAUCUUUCUUGACUCUUUGCCCCACACCUACUAAAGCAAACAUAUUAUACACAACUUGCUCAUAAAGCAACUGAUUCGGUGGAUAAUGGGCAGAAGAUAAGUUCGGUGACAUAUUGGCUUCCAUGGUGUACACAUUCAGAUUUUCAUCAAGAGCAAAAUCGAAUCUAACCAGUUCAAAGAAAUUUCUUCCGUUUCCAUAAUAUUUCAUAGCUUCCUUGAUAUAACUUUCCUUUGACAAGAUUAUUUCUUUUAUCGCUUCGUGUACACCAUUCCAUACUUUCUGCGGGUCGUACCCCUGUGAUCUUACAUAAGCAUCGAAUGAUUCCUUCAUUGAAAAUCCUAACUUAGUGUAAUAUUGUUUCAAAGAAGGAACAUUCCAUAUUGGCAAAUAAUCAUCCCCAACUACAUACUUGUCUAAUACUUCUGGAUCAAAUGGAUAAUACUUGAUAGGGCAGAACCUAAAUAGAACGUCACCUUUGUACGCAUAUACUCUAAGGGGAUCAAUUGAAGUAAUUACAGUAUACACUCCAAUAUCAAACUUGUAACCAUCAACAAGAAAUGGUUGCUGUAUAAAUUCUUGUACGAAUGAUCCAGUUACUGUCAAGUUUAUGUCGCUUGUAUUUUUCACUCUUAUGCCGCGAUGAUCAUUAGAUUUCUCCACAAAAGUUUUCUCAGGAUGCUCAUUAGCAUAUUUUAAAAACUCAUCCCGCUGUUCCGGUAGCUUAAACGCUGGAAGGAUGUGCCGACCUUCUGUUGUAGACAAAUCUACCUUGUUUGUAAUGUAUCCACAACCGGGAAAAUGAUUAACACGUUGAUGGUCUUCUAAUUUGCUUAAGUUGGACGAUAAAAUUCUGAAUGGAUAGUCAUGGGCCCAUAGUAAGUCCCAGUUUGAAUCAUUGUCGGUUCGUUUAAAACCCAACCGGUCUAGUACAAUGAAAACAUGCUUCAAGUAUCCAGUGUCCUUGUUUCUUGUGUAUAUCCUGUAUAUUGGUCUCUUUUCUUCUAUCUUUAUUAUUUUCGUCUGUAUUGUUAUUAAGCUUUCCUGAUAAUGUAGAAAGGCGAAAAAGAGACAAUAUAAAAUUAUUGGACCUACUAUAGAGUAUAGAAAGAUUUUCAGCAGCGUUUUUACUUUCAAACUCAUAAUUUGGGUGUAGACUAUAUGAUCGGCAUCCUGCAAUGUUAAAUAAAUCAUUUAAAACGUUCGCUCGAUUAAUAGAUAUUUAAUAAUAAAAUGAAUAUUUAUUGAAUACUACGAACCACUUUUUUAUCUUCUUUUUUCUGUUUCUUCUCAUCGGACAUGAUAGAACAUACAAUUCUAGUAUCAUUUGUCGAUGCACCUGCGACUGAGUGCAGAGUAGUUGUGUUUAAAACGCUAAGUCGUAGUCAACGAAAGUACCGUUGUAAUUACCCCCGCUAUGUCGAUCGCCUCUUAAGUAGGACAUACGUACUGGAACCGGUUCUUAUUCAUAGAUCAUCUACUAUAAUUCUAUUUUUCCAAUACUUUAUCGAAAUACUUGAAAAUAAUUGUUAGAAAAAUAUAAAUCCUAGUAUAUUCUUUUAGUUAUGCAUAAUUAAAAUUAUUGUACUCAGUGACGUAGUCCGAUUUUUGCAAUACAACCUUGGCACAUCUGUAAA